GCGUGGCGGCGGCGGCGUCCCGGGCGCAGAGCGCCUCUGCUCGCGGCUCUAGUCCCCGCGAGCGCGCAGCGAGCUCUGCGGCGGCAGCCGCCGGGUGGCCAGCUCGCCCUGGGCAGGAGCGCCCGGAGAGGAAGACCACCGGGAAAGCGCCUAGUGGAUUUGUGGAUCGUUCGCGGAGGCAAGGGAUGGAAGUAUGAUGUGAUGGAUAUAACUAUGGGAUACUGUGUGGGUACGCGGCCUCCUCCUUCUUGCCUCAUCCUCCUGCUUCUCAAGCUCUUGGCCACUGUCUCCCAGGGUCUGCCGGGGACCGGGCCCGUGGGCUUCCACUUCACACAUUCCAUCUAUAAUGCUACGGUGUAUGAGAACUCAGCAGCACGGACCUACGUCAACAGUCAGAGUAGAAUGGGCAUCACCUUAAUUGAUCUGUCCUGGGAUAUCAAAUACAGAAUAGUAUCCGGAGACGAGGAAGGCUUUUUCAAAGCAGAGGAAGUCAUAAUUGCAGAUUUCUGUUUUCUCAGAAUAAGAACUAAAGGUGGCAAUUCUGCCAUAUUGAAUAGGGAAAUUCAGGACAACUAUUUAUUGAUAAUAAAAGGUUCUGUCAGAGGAGAGGAUUUGGAAGCAUGGACCAAAGUGAAUAUUCAGGUUUUAGAUAUGAAUGAUCUGAGACCCUUAUUCUCACCCACAACAUACUCUGUUACAAUAGCAGAAAGCACACCUUUAAGGACGAGUGUCGCCCAGGUGACAGCAACAGAUGCGGAUAUUGGUUCCAAUGGAGAAUUCUACUACUACUUUAAAAACAAAGUUGAUCUCUUUUCAGUUCACCCCACGAGUGGUGUCAUCUCUUUAAGCGGACGAUUAAAUUAUGAUGAAAAGAACAGGUAUGACCUGGAAAUUUUGGCUGUGGACCGAGGGAUGAAACUCUAUGGGAACAAUGGAGUGAGCAGUACUGCAAAGCUUUAUGUUCACAUUGAACGAAUAAAUGAACACGCCCCAACUAUCCAUGUAGUCACUCAUGUACCUUUCUCACUGGACAAAGAGCCAACAUAUGCGAUGGUGACAGUUGAUGACCUAGAUGAGGGGGCCAAUGGAGAGAUCGAGUCUGUUUCCAUUGUGGCUGGGGAUCCUUUAGAUCAGUUCUUCCUGGCUAAGGAAGGAAAGUGGAUAAAUGAAUAUAAGAUUAAAGAGAGAAAGCAGGUUGACUGGGAGAGCUUUCCAUAUGGCUACAAUCUCACUCUCCAAGCAAAAGACAAGGGGUCGCCGCAGAAAUUUUCUGCCAUAAAGGUAGUCCACAUUGCCAACCCCAAAAGACACACUGCCCCAAUUAGAUUUGAAAAAGAAAUGUACGAUGUGAGCAUUAGUGAAUUUUCCCCUCCUGGUGUUGUGGUUGCUGUAGUAAAAUUAAGUCCCGAACCACUAGAUGUGGAAUAUAAAUUAUCUCCUGGUGAGGAUGCGCAGUACUUCAAAAUUAAUCCUCGGUCAGGUCUGAUUGUCACAGCACAGUCACUUAAUACCGUUAAGAAGGAGGUUUAUAAACUGGUGGUGACAAACAAGGAAGGAGAUUUAGAAGCACAAGUCACCAUUGGCAUAGAAGAUGCAAAUGACCACACCCCAGAAUUUCAGCAGCCAGUGUAUGAUGCUUUUGUGAAUGAAAGUGUUCCAGUGGGAACAAGCGUUUUGACAGUUUCAGCUUCUGAUAAGGAUAAAGGAGAAAAUGGGUACAUCACCUAUAGUAUUGCCAGCCUGAAUUUGUUGCCAUUUGCUGUUAACCAGUUUACCGGGGUCAUUAGCACAACUGAAGAACUGGAUUUUGAAUCCUGUCCAGAAACUUACAGGUUCAUUGUCAGAGCCUCUGACUGGGGUUCCCCAUACCGCCAUGAAAGUGAGGUAAAUGUGACUAUUCGAAUAGGAAACGUCAAUGACAACACCCCUCUCUUUGAAAAAGUGGCUUGCCAGGGAGUUAUUUCAUAUGACUUUCCAGUUGGGGGUCACAUCACAGCUGUCUCAGCAAUAGAUAUUGAUGAACUUGAACUUGUAAAGUACAAAAUCAUCUCUGGAAAUGAACUUGGUUUCUUUUAUUUAAACCCAGACUCUGGUGUUUUACAGCUUAAAAAGUCACUGAUGAAUUCUGGUGUUAAAAAUGGUCAGUUUGCCCUCAGGAUUACAGCUACAGAUGGAGAAAAUUUUGCAGAUCCCAUGUCUGUUAACAUUUCAGUCCUGCAUGGGAAGGUGUCUUCAAAGAGCUUCAGUUGCAGAGAAACUCGUGUGGCUCAAAAGCUGGCAGAGAAACUACUCAUGAAGGCAAAAGCAAAUGGGAAACUGAAUCUGGAAGAUGGAUUUCUUGACUUUUAUUCAAUGAAUAGGCAAGGACCACAUUUUGACAAGUCCUUUCCUUCUGAUGUGGCUGUGAAGGAGGAUCUGCCAGUUGGUGCCAACAUCCUGAAGAUUAAAGCCUACGAUGCCGACUCUGGCUUCAAUGGAAAGGUGCUAUUUACAAUAUCUGAUGGCAAUACGGAUAGUUGCUUUAAUAUUGACAUGGAGACUGGGCAACUUAAAGUCCUUAUGCCCAUGGAUCGAGAGCACACAGACCUCUAUCUCCUUAAUAUCACCAUCUAUGACUUAGGUAAUCCACAGAAAUCUUCGUGGAGGUUGCUGACCAUCAAUGUGGAAGAUGCUAAUGACAAUAGUCCAAUAUUUCUUCAAGACAGUUACACAGUUAACAUUCUUGAAAGUUCAAGUAUUGGUACUGAGAUUAUUCAAGUGGAAGCCAAAGACAAAGACUUGGGUUCUAAUGGUGAAGUAACUUAUUCAGUCUUGACAGAUACACAGCAGUUUGCCAUCAAUAGCUCAACUGGAAUUGUUUAUGUAGCUGACCAGCUAGACCGGGAAUCGAAAGCAAAUUACUCAUUAAAAAUAGAAGCCAGAGACAAGGCAGAAAGUGGCCAGCAGCUCUUUUCAGUUGUCACUCUUAAGGUUUUUUUGGAUGAUGUCAAUGACUGCUCCCCAGCUUUCAUUCCCAGCAGCUACAGUGUGAAGGUUCUUGAAGAUCUCCCCAUUGGCACUGUCAUCGCUUGGCUGGAGACGCACGAUCCAGAUCUUGGACUGGGAGGUCAAGUGCGUUAUUCUUUGGUCAAUGACUAUAAUGGGAGGUUUGAAAUAGAUAAAGCAAGUGGCGCCAUUCGCUUGAGCAAAGAGCUAGACUACGAAAAGCAGCAGUUCUAUAACCUCACCGUUCGGGCCAAAGACAAAGGGCGGCCUGUCUCUCUGUCAUCUGUUUCUUUUGUUGAAGUGGAAGUGGUGGAUGUCAAUGAAAACCUCCAUACCCCCUAUUUCCCAGACUUUGCUGUUGUUGGAUCUGUAAAAGAAAACUCACGUAUUGGAACAAGUGUGCUGCAGGUGACUGCCCAUGAUGAGGACUCUGGGAGGGAUGGAGAGAUCCAGUAUUCCAUCAGGGAUGGCAGUGGUCUUGGAAGGUUCAAUAUAGAUGACGAGAGUGGAGUCAUUUCUACUGCAGACAUUCUUGAUCGAGAGACAACAGGGUCCUACUGGCUGACAGUGUAUGCCACAGAUCGGGGCGUUGUUCCACUCUAUUCCACUAUUGAGGUCUACAUUGAAAUUGAGGAUGUGAAUGACAAUGCACCGCUGACCUCGGAGCCUAUUUAUUAUCCAGUUGUCAUGGAAAACUCUCCAAAGGAUGUGUCUGUCAUUCAGAUCCAGGCUGAGGAUCCUGACUCUAGUUCCAAUGAAAAACUGACAUACAGGAUUACAAGUGGGAAUCCUCAGAAUUUUUUUGCCAUCAAUAUCAAAACAGGUCUGAUUACAACAACUUCAAGGAAAUUGGAUCGAGAACAACAGGCAGAACAUUUUCUGGAGGUAACCGUGACAGAUGGUGGUUCCUCUCCAAAACAGUCAACCAUUUGGGUGGUGGUUCAGGUCCUGGAUGAAAAUGACAACAAGCCCCAGUUCCCAGAGAAGGUCUACCAGAUCAAGCUACCAGAACGUGACCGGAAGAAGAGGGGAGAACCCAUUUACAGGGCUUUUGCAUUUGAUAGAGAUGAGGGCCCCAACGCAGAAAUCUCCUACAGUAUAGUGGAUGGGAAUGAUGAUGGAAAGUUCUUUAUUGACCCUAAAACUGGCAUGGUUUCUUCCAGAAAGCAGUUUACAGCAGGAAGUUAUGACAUCUUAACGAUAAAGGCGGUGGACAAUGGGCGCCCACAGAAAUCCUCCACGGCCCGUCUGCACAUUGAAUGGAUUAAGAAACCACCCCCUUCACCUAUACCACUUACCUUUGAUGAGCCGUUUUAUAACUUCACAGUCAUGGAGAGCGAUAGAGUCACCGAGAUUGUGGGGGUGGUGUCUGUGCAGCCAGCUAACACCCCUCUGUGGUUUGACAUAGUUGGUGGCAAGCAUGCUCGAGAGAUGUUCUAUAUUCUGCAGACAGCUUGUGGGCAGAACUGUUCAACAGAAGGGGGGAAUUUUGACAGCUCUUUUGAUGCAGAGAAGGGUGUUGGGACCAUUGUCAUUGCAAAACCUUUGGAUGCAGAGCAGAGGUCCAUUUAUAAUAUGAGUGUGGAAGUCACCGAUGGGACAAAUGUUGCUGUCACUCAGGUAUUUAUCAAAGUGUUGGAUAAUAAUGACAACGGCCCAGAAUUCUCUCAGCCAAAUUACGAUGUCACAAUUUCUGAGGAUGUGGUCCCAGACACAGAGAUAUUGCAGAUUGAAGCCACAGACAGAGAUGAGAAGCACAAGCUGAGCUACACUGUCCACAGCAGCAUCGACGCAGUCAGCAUGAGGAAGUUCCGGAUUGACCCCAGCACCGGGGUGCUCUACACCGCCGAGAGACUGGACCACGAGGCCCAGGACAAGCACAUUCUCAACGUAAUGGUCAGAGAUCAGGAGUUUCCUUAUCGAAGAAACUUGGCCCGAGUCAUUGUGAAUGUGGAAGAUGCUAAUGAUCACAGCCCUUAUUUUACCAACCCACUGUAUGAAGCAUCUGUGUUUGAAUCGGCUGCUCUGGGAUCAGCUGUUCUGCAAGUGACGGCACUGGACAAAGACAAAGGGGAAAAUGCAGAACUCAUAUAUACCAUAGAAGCAGGGAACACUGGGAACACAUUUAAGAUUGAACCAGUCCUGGGCAUCAUUACUGUUUCGAAAGAACCAGACAUGACGACCAUGGGUCAGUUUGUCCUGUCAGUCAAAGUCACAGAUCAGGGUUCCCCGCCGAUGUCUGCCACUGCAAUUGUGCGCAUUUCUGUCACCAUGUCUGAUAAUUCUCAUCCCAAGUUCACUCACAAAGACUACCAAGCAGAAGUAAAUGAAAAUGUUGAUAUUGGAACAUCAGUCAUUCUAAUCUCUGCUAUCAGUCAAUCUACCCUCAUUUAUGAAGUUAAAGAUGGCAACAUUGAUGGGAUCUUUACCAUAAACCCAUAUUCCGGAGUCAUCACCACCCGGAAGGCACUGGAUUAUGAGCACACUUCCUCUUAUCGCCUCAUUGUACAGGCCACUAACAUGGCAGGAAUGGCUUCCAAUGUCACGGUCAAUAUUCAGGUUGUUGAUGAAAAUGAUAACGCCCCAGUUUUCCUCUUUUCUCAAUAUUUGGGCAGCCUGAGUGAGGCUGCCCCAGUUAAUAGCAUUGUCAGGAGCUUAGAUAACAGCCCACUGGUGAUUCGAGCCACUGAUGCUGAUAGCAACCGGAAUGCUCUGCUUGUGUAUCAGAUUGUGGAGUCCACAGCCAAGAAGUUCUUCACAGUAGAUUCCAGUACAGGAGCAAUCAGAACAAUUGCCCCCCUGGACCAUGAAACCAUCUCCCACUUCCAUUUUCAUGUGCAUGUGAGAGAUAGUGGUAGCCCCCAGCUGACUGCAGAGAGCCCCGUUGAAGUGAACAUAGAGGUGACAGAUGUGAAUGACAACCCGCCUGUUUUCACUCAGGCUGUGUUUGAGACCAUCUUACUUCUUCCUACCUAUGUUGGAGUGGAGGUUCUGAAAGUUAGUGCCACAGACCCUGACUCAGAGGUGCCCCCGGAACUGACAUACAGCCUAAUGGAAGGCAGUUUGGAUCAUUUUUUAAUUGACUCAAAUACUGGAGUGCUCACCAUAAAAAACAACAACCUCUCCAAAGAUCACUAUGUGCUGGUAGUUAAAGUUUCUGACGGGAAGUUCUACAGUACGUCCAUGGUCACCAUCUCAGUUAAAGAAGCCAUGGACAGUGGCCUCCACUUUACACAAAGCUUUUACUCCACCUCAAUCUCAGAGAACAACACUAACAUAACCAAAGUUGCUAUUGUCAAUGCAGUAGGAAAUCGCCUUAAUGAGCCCUUAAAAUACAGCAUCUUAAACCCAGGAAAUAAGUUCAAGAUAAAAUCUACCUCAGGGGUCAUUCAGACCACAGGAGUCCCCUUUGACCGUGAAGAACAGGAGUUAUAUGAGCUGGUGGUGGAAGCCAGCCGUGAGAUGGAUCAUCUGCGUGUGGCUAGGGUGGUGGUCAGAGUUAACAUCGAAGACAUAAAUGACAAUUCUCCAGUCUUUGUGGGCCUACCUUACUAUGCUGCUGUGCAGGUUGAUGCUGAGCCUGGGACUCUGAUUUACCGAGUGACAGCCAUUGACAAAGAUAAAGGUGCAAAUGGGGAAGUGACCUAUGUCCUACAGGAUGACUAUGGCCACUUUGAAAUUAACCCUAAUUCGGGAAAUGUUAUUUUAAAAGAAGCAUUCAACUCUGACUUGUCCAACAUUGAGUAUGGCAUCACCAUCCUAGCCAAAGAUGGUGGAAAACCCUCUUUGUCCACAUCUGUGGAACUUCCCAUCACUAUUGUCAACAAAGCAAUGCCUGUGUUCGAUAAGCCCUUUUAUACAGCAUCCAUCAACGAAGACAUCGGAAUGGACACCCCCAUUCUGAGCAUCAAUGCCACCAGCCCAGAAGGCCAAGGCAUCAUAUACAUCAUUAUUGAUGGAGAUCUUUAUAAACAAUUUAACAUUGACUUUGACACUGGGGUCCUGAAAGUCGUUAGCCCUCUAGAUUAUGAAAUUACACCUGUUUAUAAGUUGACAGUAAGAGCCAGUGAUGCCCUUACUGGUGCCAGGGCUGAAGUCACUGUUGACUUACUGGUUAAUGAUGUAAAUGACAACCCCCCUAUUUUUGAUCAGCUUACAUACAACACAACAUUGUCAGAAGCAUCUCUCAUUGGGACACCUGUUUUGCAAGUUGUCUCUACUGAUGCAGACUCAGAAAACAAUAAAAUGGUACAUUAUCAGAUUGUCCAGGAUACUUAUAACAGCACAGAUUAUUUUCACAUAGACAGCACAAGUGGCUUAAUCCUGACAGCAAGGAUGCUGGACCACGAGUUAGUGCAGCAUUGCACUUUGAAAGUCAGAGCAACGGAUAAUGGCUUCCCAUCCCUGAGCAGUGAGGUCCUGGUGCAUAUCUACAUCUCAGAUAUAAAUGACAACCCUCCGAUUUUUAAUCAGCUCAUUUAUGAGUCGUAUGUGAGUGAAUUAGCCCCCCGGGGCCAUUUUGUAACGUGUGUGCAAGCUUCUGAUGCAGACAGCUCUGAUUUUGACCGGUUGGAAUAUAACAUUUUAUCUGGGAAUGACCGGACAAGCUUCCUGAUGGACAGCAAAAGUGGCAUCAUCACACUGUCCAACCACCGGAAGCAGCGGAUGGAGCCUCUCUACAGUCUUAAUGUGUCUGUCUCUGAUGGGUUGUUCACUAGCACUGCACAGGUGCACAUUAGGGUCCUCGGGGCUAACCUGUACAGCCCUGCCUUUUCACAAAGCACCUAUGUAGCUGAGGUUAGAGAGAAUGUGGCUGCUGGGACAAAGGUAAUUCACGUUCGAGCCACAGACGGGGAUCCAGGGACAUAUGGGCAGAUCACCUAUGCCAUCAUCAAUGACUUUGCUAAAGAUCGAUUCCUCAUAGACAACAAUGGACAAGUCAUUACAACAGAAAGGCUUGACCGGGAAAACCCUCUGGAAGGAGAUAUUAGUAUUUUCUUGAGGGCCCUUGAUGGUGGAGGGAGAACGACUUUCUGCACUGUGAGGGUGAUUGUGGUGGAUGAAAAUGACAAUGCUCCCCAGUUCAUGACAGUGGAAUACAGGGCCAGUGUCAGGGCAGACGUUGGAAGGGGCCACUUGGUUACCCAGGUUCAAGCCAUGGAUCCAGAUGAUGGAGCCAAUUCAAGGAUUACUUAUUCCCUCUAUAGUGAGGCUUCAGUCUCGGUGGCUGACCUGCUGGAAAUCGAUCCUGACAAUGGCUGGAUGGUCACAAAGGGCAGUUUUAACCAGCUGAAAAACACGGUGCUGUCAUUCUUUGUCAAAGCGGUAGAUGGGGGCAUUCCAGUAAAGCACUCCCUCAUUCCUGUCUAUAUCCACGUCUUGCCCCCGGAAACCUCCUUGCCUUCAUUUACCCAGUCUCAGUAUUCUUUUACCAUUUCAGAAGAUACAGCCAUUGGGAGCACAGUGGACACCCUGAGAAUUUUGCCUAGUCAGAAUGUCAGAUUUAGCACAGUUAAUGGGGAACGUCCAGAAAAUAACAAAGGGGGUGUCUUCAUCAUAGAACAGGAAACAGGCACCAUCAAGCUUGACAAACGCCUCGAUCAUGAAGUCAGCCCAGCAUUUCACUUUAAAGUAGCAGCCACUAUCCCCCUGGACAAGGUGGACAUUGUGUUUACUGUGGACGUAGAUAUCAAGGUGUUGGAUUUGAAUGACAACAAGCCGGUCUUUGACACUUCAAGCUAUGAGACCAUUAUAAUGGAAGGGAUGCCUAUCGGCACCAAACUCACACAGGUGAGAGCCAUUGACAUGGACUGGGGAGCUAAUGGGCAGGUCACUUACUCCCUCCACUCAGAUUCCCAGCCCGAAAAGGUAAUGGAAGCAUUCAGUAUCGACAGCAACACAGGCUGGAUCAGUACCUUGAAGGACCUGGAUCAUGAGACAGACCCCUCCUACACUUUCUCUGUGGUGGCGUCCGACCUUGGAGAGGCCUUCUCUCUUUCUUCCACAGCUUUGAUCUCUGUCAGGGUGACAGAUAUAAAUGACAAUGCACCAGUCUUUGCCCAUGAAGUGUACCAGGGGAAUGUGAAGGAGAGUGACCCUCCGGGCGAGGUGGUUGCGGUGCUCAGCACGUGGGACAGAGACACUUCCGACAUUAAUCGCCAAGUGAGCUACCAUAUUACAGGAGGGAACCCCCGAGGAAGGUUUGCCCUCGGGCUGGUGCAGAGUGAGUGGAAGGUCUAUGUGAAGAGACCUCUAGAUAGGGAAGAACAAGACAUUUACUUCCUCAAUAUCACUGCCACCGAUGGGCUCUUUGUCACACAGGCCAUGGUGGAAGUGACUGUCAGUGAUGUGAAUGACAACAGCCCAGUGUGUGAUCAGUUUGCAUAUACAGUAUUAUUUCCCGAAGACAUACCGUCAAAUAAAAUCAUCCUGAAGGUCAGUGCCAAAGAUGCCGAUAUUGGAUCCAAUGGAGAUAUACAAUACUCACUCUAUGGACCUGGACAUAAUGAAUUUUUUCUAGAUUCAGAAAGUGGCGAGUUAAAAACCUUGUCUCUGUUGGACCGGGAGAGGGUCCCUGCAUACAACCUGAUCGCUAGGGCUACUGACGGGGGUGGCAGGUUUUGCCAAUCUGAUGUCCGCUUGAUCCUGGAGGAUGUGAACGAUAAUCCCCCUGUGUUUUCUUCUGAUCACUACAACACCUGUGUCUACGAGAACACAGCCACCAAGGCUCUGUUGACCAGAGUUCAAGCCGUGGAUCCUGAUGUUGGCAUCAACAGGAAGGUUGUGUACUCCCUGGCCGACUCGGCCGAUGGCUUCUUCUCCAUUGACGAGUCAUCUGGCAUCAUCAUCCUGGAGCAGCCUCUGGACCGAGAGCAGCAGUCCUCCUACAACAUCAGCGUGCAGGCCACCGACCAGAGCCCUGGACAGGCCCUGUCCUCUCUUGCCACUGUCACCAUCACUGUCCUGGACAUUAAUGACAACCCCCCUGUGUUUGAAAGAAGGGACUACCUGGUGACAUUGCCUGAAGACACCUCCCCUGGCACCCAAGUCCUUGCCGUUUUUGCCACCAGCAAAGAUAUUGGCACGAAUGCUGAGAUUACAUAUCUCAUUCGUUCUGGGAAUGAACAAGGGAAAUUUAGGAUCGAUCCAAAGACAGGGGGUAUAUCAGUCUCUGACGUCCUGGACUAUGAAUUAUGCAAAAAGUUUUACCUGGUGGUGGAAGCUAAAGAUGGGGGCACCCCAGCUCUCAGCGCCAUGGCCACGGUCAACAUCAACCUCACAGAUGUGAAUGACAAUCCUCCCAAGUUCAGCCAAGACAUCUACAGCGCUGUCAUAAGUGAAGAUGCCUUGGUUGGGGACUCUGUCAUUUUGCUAAUAGCAGAAGAUGCAGAUAGCCAGCCCAACGGACAGAUUCAUUUUUCCAUUGUGAGUGGAGAUCGGGACAAUGAAUUUGCUGUGGACCCUGUCUUGGGACUUGUGAAGGUUAAGAAGAAACUGGACCGGGAACGGGUGUCUGGAUAUUCCCUGCUUGUCCAGGCAGUAGACAGUGGCGUUCCUGUGAUGUCGUCAACUGCCACUGUCAACAUUGACAUUUCUGAUGUGAAUGACAACAGUCCGGUCUUUACACCUGCUAACUAUACCGCUGUGAUUCAGGAAAAUAAGCCAGUAGGCACCAGCAUUUUGCAGCUGGUGGUGACAGACAGAGACUCCUUUCACAACGGGCCUCCCUUCUCAUUCUCUAUUUUGUCGGGAAAUGAGGAGGAACAGUUCGUGUUGGACCAGGAUGGGGUCCUGCGGUCAGCCGUGGUCUUCCGGCACAUGGAGUCUCCAGAAUACGUGCUGUGUGUCCAGGCAAAAGACUCAGGCAAACCCCAGCAAGUUUCUCACUCUUACAUCCGCAUACGGGUCAUUGAGGAAAGUAUCCACAAGCCCACGGCCAUCCCUCUGGAAAUUUUCAUUGUCACCAUGGAGGAUGACUUUCCUGGUGGAGUCAUUGGGAAGAUCCACGCCACAGAUCAAGACAUGUAUGACGUGCUCACGUUUGCCCUGAAAUCGGAGCAAAAAAGCUUGUUCAAAGUGAACAGUCAUGAUGGGAAAAUCAUCGCCCUGGGGGGUCUGGAUGGUGGCAAGUAUGUCCUGAAUGUGUCGGUGAGUGAUGGUCGCUUCCAGGUACCCAUUGAUGUGGUCGUGCAUGUGGAGCAGCUGGUGCAUGAGAUGCUGCAGAACACCGUCACCAUCCGCUUUGAGAACGUGUCCCCUGAGGACUUUGUGGGGCUGCACAUGCAUGGGUUCCGGCGCACCCUGCGGAACGUGGUCCUCACCCAGAAGCAGGACACCCUGCACAUCAUCAGCAUCCAGCCCGUAGUGGGCACCAACCAGCUGGACAUGCUGUUUGCAGUGGAAAUGCACAGCAGUGAGUUCUACAAGCCGGCCUACCUGAUCCAGAAGCUGUCCAAUGCCAGGAGACAUCUGGAGAAUGUCAUGCGCAUCUCCGCUAUCCUGGAGAAGAACUGCUCUGGGCUGGACUGUCAGGAGCAGCAUUGUGAGCAGGGCCUGUCGCUGGAUUCCCACGCGCUCAUGACCUAUAGCACAGCUCGCAUCAGCUUUGUGUGUCCGCGUUUCUACAGGAAUGUGCGGUGCACCUGUAAUGGGGGACUGUGCCCGGGGUCCAACGAUCCUUGCAUGGAGAAGCCGUGUCCGGGGGACAUGCAGUGUGUUGGUUACGAAGCCAGCAGGAGACCGUUCCUCUGCCAGUGUCCACCAGGGAAGCUUGGAGAGUGCUCAGGGCACACUUCUCUCAGCUUUGCUGGAAACAGUUACAUUAAAUACCGGCUUUCUGAAAACAGCAAAGAAGAGGACUUUAAGCUAGCUCUGCGUCUGCGAACACUGCAAAGCAACGGAAUUAUAAUGUACACCAGAGCGAAUCCGUGCAUAAUUCUGAAGAUCGUCGAUGGCAAGCUCUGGUUCCAGCUGGACUGCGGCAGUGGCCCCGGACUCUUGGGCAUCUCCGGCCGUGCAGUCAACGACGGAAGCUGGCACUCGGUCUUCCUGGAGCUCAACCGCAAUUUCACCAGCCUGUCCCUGGACGACAGCUACGUGGAGCGGCGCAGGGCGCCCCUCUAUUUCCAGACACUGAGCACCGAGAGUACCAUCUACUUCGGGGCCCUGGUGCAGGCGGAUAACAUCCGCAGCCUGACUGACACGCGGGUCACGCAAGUGCUGAGCGGCUUCCAGGGCUGCCUGGACUCGGUGGUGCUGAACAGCAACGAGCUGCCCCUGCAGAACAAGCGCAGCAGCUUUGCCGAGGUGGUGGGCCUGACCGAGCUGAAGCUGGGCUGCGUGCUGUACCCCGACGCGUGUGAGCGCAGCCCCUGCCAACACGGGGGCAGCUGCUCGGGCCUGCCCUCGGGGGGCUAUCAAUGUACCUGCCUCUCACAGUUCACCGGGAGAAACUGUGAAUCCGAGAUCACAGCCUGCUUCCCAAACCCUUGCCGGAAUGGAGGCUCCUGCGACCCCAUAGGAAAUACUUUCAUCUGCAAUUGCAAAGCUGGGCUCACUGGAGUCACGUGUGAAGAGGACAUCAACGAAUGCGAGCGAGAGGAGUGUGAGAACGGGGGCUCCUGCGUCAACGUGUUUGGCUCCUUUCUGUGUAACUGCACCCCGGGCUUCGUGGGCCAGUACUGCGGGCUGCGCCCCGUGGUGGUGCCCAACAUCCAGGCUGGCCACUCCUACGUGGGGAAGGAGGAGCUCAUCGGCAUUGCAGUGGUCCUCUUCAUCAUCUUCAUCUUGGUGGUCCUCUUCAUUGUCUUCCGCAAGAAAGUUUUCCGCAAGAACUACUCUCGCAACAACAUCACCCUGGUGCAGGACCCCGCCACGGCCGCCCUGCUAAACAAAAGCAACGGCAUCCCAUUCCGGAACCUGCGGGGCGGCGGGGACGGCCGCAACGUCUACCAGGAGGUGGGGCCCCCGCAGGUGCCCGUGCGCCCCAUGGCCUACACCCCGUGCUUCCAGAGCGACUCCAGGAGCAACCUGGAUAAGAUCGUUGACGGACUGGGCAGCGAGCACCAGGAGAUGACAACCUUCCACCCUGAGUCCCCACGCAUCCUGACAGCCAGGCGGGGUGUGGUCGUGUGCAGUGUGGCCCCCAACCUCCCAGCCGUGUCACCCUGCCGCUCUGACUGCGACUCUAUCCGGAAGAAUGGCUGGGAUGCAGGAACUGAGAACAAAGGAGUCGAUGACCCAGGAGAAGUGACCUGCUUUGCAGGCAGUAAUAAAGGCAGCAACUCUGAAGUUCAGUCCCUGAGCUCCUUCCAAUCAGAUUCUGGCGACGACAAUGCAUCCAUAGUGACUGUCAUUCAGCUUGUCAACAAUGUAGUUGACACUAUAGAAAAUGAAGUGUCUGUCAUGGAUCAAGGGCAGAACUACAACCGAGCCUAUCACUGGGACACCUCUGAUUGGAUGCCAGCGGCCCGCCUGUCGGACAUUGAGGAGGUGCCCAACUUUGAGAACCAGGAGGGAGGGUCUGCACACCAGGGAAGCACGCGGGAGUUAGAGAGUGAUUACUACCUGGGUGGCUACGAUAUCGACAGCGAGUACCCACCUCCUCAUGAGGAGGAGUUCUUGAGUCAGGACCAGCUGCCCCCUCCCCUGCCAGAGGACUUCCCGGACCAGUACGAGACCCUGCCGCCCUCCCAGCCUGUCUCACUGGCCAGCACACUGAGCCCAGACUGCAGGAGAAGACCCCAGUUCCAUCCCAGCCAGUACCUCCCACCUCACUCAUUCCCCAAUGAAGCGGAUUUGGUGGGCCCACCUGCCGCCUGUGAAUUUAGUACUUUUGCCGUGAAUAUGAACCAGGGCACGGAGACGGCAGGCCCAGCAGACAGUGUGUCUCUACCCUUGCACAAUUCCAGAGGCACCUUAUCCUCGGAUGUGUCAGCCAACUGCGGCUUUGAUGAUGCAGAAGUAGCCAUGAGUGACUACGAGAGCGUUGGGGAGCUCAGCCUCACCAGCCUUCACAUUCCCUUUGUCGAGACUCAACACCAGACCCAAGUAUAG
Molecule: messenger RNA, 14040 nt
Organism: Pteronotus mesoamericanus
Lineage: Eukaryota; Metazoa; Chordata; Mammalia; Chiroptera; Mormoopidae
Gene: FAT3
Product: FAT atypical cadherin 3
Exons: 29
Coding region: 202-14040 (4612 amino acids)
Biological process (GO): homophilic cell-cell adhesion
Cellular component (GO): plasma membrane; cell-cell junction
Molecular function (GO): calcium ion binding
Source: RefSeq, a predicted model, not a curated record